GGGACCACUUUCUGGCUGAGGGAGAAACACGUACAGUAUAUCUUCAUCUCACAGUCCCUUUUGGAUGUGGCUCGGUGAUAAAAGAUUCAGGCCCUCCUUGUUUGUUUGACAUUGACAUACAGAGGGUACAAGAUCCUGGGGAAUGUGAGAGUGCUACUGUCGUGCAAAAUUCGUGUGGCAUAGACAAAAUAAACUCGAGUCACUGGCAUUAUGGCACAUCAGUAACUAUAGUUGGCAAAAUUACACCUACAUACGGAGAAAGCACUGCUACGACACAGCUGAAGCUGAACACUCCGAAGACAAGUCUCAUGCUUCCCUUCUGGCAGGACUAUGAAAUUGGACUUAUAACGUUCCAGCUUGUGAAGAAUACAUCGCUGUUUCAAACAAGAUGGUGCUCCUCAACAAAUGAUCCUUACAUAUCAACAUUUACUUGGAGAUUCUUUUACCUGAAUGAUGCCGGCAUUUACACACUGUACAAAUACGAGGACAACAUUGAGAUACAAAUUCAAACCGAAGACUGUGGCACGGAAGUGGGUGAUGGUCCCUUCUGUACAUGUGGCGUGGCAGUCCGAACAGGAAGGACCGUGUUUGAGAUCAGUCACUGUGAGUCCCUCACCUGGCACAUCGGCUUUACGGCUUGUGGAGAUUCGGGAGAGGUGAUGCAAGUUACGAGGGACUGGACUAGUUACACGAUUCGUCUGCCUACUGGAAAUACAGUUCGUGUUGAUCUUCAGACAUAUGCUCCAUAUUUUCUGAAUGUUCAGCUUACAUCCUCUGUUAACGAUGUUGAAAAGAACCGCGGUAUGUGUGGUAAAAUAUCAAACACACAAAAUGACGACUUGAUAAAGAGAGACGGUUCCGUUGCUAAUUCUACCGAAGAUUUCGCAGAAUCGUGGAGAGUAACGACCCAAGACAACUUGUUUGACCCUGACGUUAUUAGUGGUGGAUUGACAUCCUAUAAACCGCUUUUCCAAUACUGCACGUGCGAACGAGAGACAGAUCCUCAAAAUCCUCAAAUAACAUGUACCGCCAUGGCUGCCUCUGAGACGUGUGUAUCUCCAGACAGAGCUGAGGAUAUCAAGCCGAAAGACUGCAUCAUAUCAAAGAGAAAGAAACGCAUGGCACAACACUUCGUGAAACGAAUCAAAAGGGUAUACUAUUACAUUUUUUAUGAAUACUAAACCUGAUUAUUAAACCUACAAA
This is a messenger RNA of Haliotis rubra (blacklip abalone), 1203 nucleotides long. RefSeq names its product mucin-5B-like. Lineage: Eukaryota; Metazoa; Mollusca; Gastropoda; Lepetellida; Haliotidae. Gene Ontology annotation, cellular component: extracellular matrix. Bases 309 to 1181 code for a protein of 290 amino acids. The record is from RefSeq and is a predicted model, not a curated record. The transcript has 6 exons.